AUCUCUGGCAUUCAUCACGAGAGGAACUUCAGUCCAGACUGCAACUCAACGCCAGAGAGUAACUUGAUAAGCUUCCUCGGCUGAUAGUGGCGUGAAACCUGUCAAUCGUUUGUUCAGUGUGCGCGACCUGGUCAGAACUCCAGAUUCCGCGAACCGUGCCGCAGUCCGCCAAGAUCUUCAAUUACACCAAGUUCGCAUAUUGUUCCAAGAAGUGCUCGAAUUACCUCCAAGUUCUUUCGCACUCCGAGUGAUGAUUUACGCAAGUUGGGACGUGUUCAGCAGCUACAUCACGCUGCUCUUGCUCUGUAUAGUGCUGUUCAUUGCUUGGUUCGUGUCAACCGGUGCUACCCGAUACUGGCAAUGCUUCGAGGGGCUGGUUCCGUACAUCGGCGGGAGGCCCCUGGUUGGGAACUUUCUGCAGCCACUGUUGAUGAGGCAGAGUAUGUUCGAGCUGAUGGAGCAACUGUACGAGGACGGAAGGGUUAAGGGAAGUAAGCUGUUUGGGAUUGCGCUGCUGAUGCAGCCGGCGCUGGUGUUGCGGGAUCCGGAGGUGAUCAAGCAGGUGUUGAUUAAGGAUGCGGCGUUCUUUUGUAAUCGCUUCAUGUGCACCGACCCCGCGAGCGACCCGAUCGGCUACUACAACCUGCUGAUGAUCAAGAACCCCCACUGGAAGCAGCUGCGCGCCUUCCUGACGCCGUCGCUCAGUCUCGCCAAAAUCAAAAAGAUGUACCUGCUGGUCGACCAGAUCGGCCAGGACAUGCUGUCCUACGUGGAAACGCUUCCGGAGAAGCGUCCCCAGGUUCGGGAGAUCGAGCUGAAAGAACUCUGUGCCCAGUUCACCACCGACGUAAUCGCCAGCACCUUCUUCGGCAUCCGGUCGUGCUGCCUCAGCCAGGAAGAGUCCGAGUUCCGGUAUUACGGCAGGAAGAUCUUCGAGUACGGGGCGCGGCGGGGCGUUACGAUGGCGUCGUUCUUCUUCAUGCCGGAACUGGUGCCGUACCUGAAGUUUAAGCUGUUUCCCCGGGAUACGGAGCAGUUCCUGCGGGUUAUCAUCCAGCGGGAGAUGGAGCGAAGGGAGGCGAGUGGCGAGAAGAGAGGCGAUUUCAUCGAUUCGUUGAUCAGUUUGAAGAGUAACGAUGCCACGAUUGGGGUGAAGGAGAAGAUUCCUCUCAAAGACGACAUUCUAGUUGCACAGGCGGCAACCUUCUACAUGGCCAGUUUUGAAACUACCUCAUCAGUAUUAUCAUUCACAUUGUAUGAAUUAACUAAAAAUCCAUCAAUCCAGCAACGCCUCCGUGAGGAAAUCUGCGCCGCCAUCGGGCGCAACCAGGGCAGUCCCGAACUUCCGUACGAGUGCAUAGUCAACGAGCUUCCCUACCUCGGAGCCGUAAUAUCCGAGGCCGCCCGGCUUUACCCGGUGCUCCCCUUCCUGGAACGCCAGUGCUCCCUGCCGGAAGGUGCCACCGGCUACAAGCUGGAACCAUUCCACGACUUUGUGAUUCCCAACAAAAUGCCGGUUCUCAUUCCGAUUUACGCCAUCCACCGAGAUCCAAAGUUCUUCCCCGACCCGCUGCGCUUCAACCCGGAACGCUUCUCGAAGGAGAACCUGGACAAGAUCGUGCCCUGCAGCUACAUGCCGUUUGGAGUGGGGCCGCGCACCUGCCUGGGGUCUCACUUUGGGACGCUCCAGGUAAAGGUGGCCAUCGUGAGGUUACUGUCGCGGUAUCGCCUGAUGUGCUCGGAGUCGACGCCGAAAACGCUCACCUACCGGAAGAAUGCCUUCACGCUGUGCUCGAACGAGGGACUGUUUGCGAAUUUGGUGGAGGAUAAGCUGUUUUGAGAGAAUAAAUUUUGUUGAUAUGAAAUUA
This is a messenger RNA of Culex pipiens pallens (northern house mosquito), 1868 nucleotides long. Its product is annotated as cytochrome P450 6g1-like. The transcript is spliced from 6 exons. Gene Ontology annotation, molecular function: iron ion binding; heme binding; monooxygenase activity. NCBI's taxonomy places the organism in Eukaryota, Metazoa, Arthropoda, Insecta, Diptera, Culicidae. The record is from RefSeq and is a predicted model, not a curated record. The coding region runs from base 251 to 1840 and encodes 529 amino acids.